CACAAACACACAGGCUAUAGUUUGUGCUUCCGCUGUGUGAUGUUCGAUGGAAAGCAAAAUUUGCUUCUCCGUAAAACUAAUGCCGCAUGGAUGCCAAUUUGCGAACAAAUGCUGUGGCAAAUUUCUACCCAGAUUUUCAGGUUUAUUCUGUUAAACAUUCAAGUGAAUUGAUAUUUUGUGAAUUAUUCGGAAAGCUCGCAAUUUGAGUGAAGAGGGGGAGGGUCGUUGGUAGCCUAGUAAGCUAUCCAGUUAAAAUAAUUGAUAUUAUCAUUCAGAUUUAGAAAGCGGCAAAGUGCAUAACAUGUACAUGCGCUAACUGUACAUCGAACAGUGGCUGGUAUAAAACAGCAUAAUCAAACGUGACCUGCAAAGGCCACGUUUCAAAGACAAGGGGAUGGCGGCGUCUGCAGCGCCGGAUGGUCUAGCGCCAGAACUUAUAGAUAUCUACGAUGACUUCAAUCAAAACAAUGGGGAGGAAGGGGACUUCAUGGGUUCAGUGGAUCCAAAUGAUCUUUAUGAUGAUGUAGUAACUGGUUCUGUGGAUCAGAGAAGGAUGUCAGGAGGGGACGUCAGGACACAUAACAAAGACCUGGAGAAACAUGAUAACCCCAAACCACUAAUAACAUACAGCUACAGUGGGGGACAGACCAAGAGGCUUUCAGUCUAUGUUGGAAAUUUCUCCUGGUGGACCUCAGACACUGAUCUGUUAACCUUGGCAAGCACGAUGGGAGUCAAGGACAUUUUGGAAAUCAAGUUUGCAGAAAAUCGGGCAAACGGCCAGUCCAGAGGCUAUGCUGAACUUGUGGUGUCCACUGAGGCUUCCUUGCAGAAGUUGCUGGAGACCAUGCCACAGUGUCACAUCAACGGAGAGAGGGUAGAUUGCCGUUUUGCCACACGGCAGAACCUUGCAGUGUUUGAAACACUGGCAAACAAACGUAUUCCUCAGCGUUCCAACUCCAAGUCAGAGUCCGAGUCAGUGACGGACAACCGCCCCAACUUUCCUUCCUCUUCUGAGCCAUGCCCACCCAGCCACGCACCGCUUGUUAUGCCACCACAUCCCCAUGUCAACAAGCUCCCAUCCAUCGCUAUGCCAUUUUAUGGCCGACCCCCCCCUCUAUAUCCCCCUCCCCCCCCCCGCCACUCCUUACCACCUCCAAUACCUCCUCCACUUUACCCACCGCCACCCCCCCACAUCCCCACACAUCAGCCCCCACCUGCCCUUCAUCUCAACCCAGCCUUCUUCCCCCCUCCUCAGGAGAGCUACAACAACCCACCACCCUACUCCCGACAAAGGGAGAGGGAGGACUCCACACCUCCACUGCCAGACAGCGAAUAUGAUGAAUUGAUGAACAGAAACAAAACCAUCGCCAGCAGUGCCAUCAGCAAGGCUGUGGCAGGAGCCGCUGCAGGAGAUGUGUCCCUGGCUGUAGAGACCCUCCUCACUGCAAUUGCAGUCAUUAAACAGUCUCGAGUGUACAGUGAUGAACGCUGUCGGGCUUUGGUGACUUCACUCAAAGAUUGCCUCUUCUCCAUUGAGAGCAAGUCUUAUGGCUCAAGGAAGAAACAUCGAUCACGUGAGAGGGAACGCUCACGUGACAGGGAACACCGGGACCGAGAGAGGGAGCGAGAGCGUGAUCGGGACCGAGACAGGGAGGGCUCCUACAGUCAAAACUGGGAAGCAGGAGGAAUGUCCCGCCGGUACAGAGACCGUUCUCUUAGCGCUGAGAGAGACCGGGAGCGGAUGCGGGUGCAGCGAGACCGACAUCGAGAACACCGGGAUCGACACCGCUAGGACAUUUCAGAACAUACUCAUGUUUGCAGCAUAGAGGGUCCCUUGGAAAAAAGGAUUCUGUGCCAGGAUGUCUGAGGACCCAAAGGUAGCACAAGUGGAGGGGGGUGCCCUACCUUGGUCAUUCCAAUAUUUCACUCAACUUUCCCCAACCCCUUGUUAGUUUUCAACACUGAGGUUCUGUCAGAAUUAAUCAUACCCAAGUGUCCCAUCACCACCCGGUUAUGUUGGAACAGAGAUCGUGCUUCAUUAAAGUUAAUAGAUUUAAAUUCUUCAAGUUGAUAAGUUUCAGAUGUCACUAGUGCUGUGGUACUGCAAAUAUUAAUUUUUAUAUGUUCACUGUUUAUUUUGAUCAUUUCUGCUUCAUUCUUUUGUAAGUACAAUCUCAGAAUUAAAAGGAAUAUAUAAGUU
Messenger RNA from Alosa alosa (allis shad), 2200 nucleotides. RefSeq names its product cleavage and polyadenylation specificity factor subunit 7-like. Gene Ontology annotation, biological process: mRNA alternative polyadenylation. Gene Ontology annotation, cellular component: mRNA cleavage and polyadenylation specificity factor complex. NCBI's taxonomy places the organism in Eukaryota, Metazoa, Chordata, Actinopteri, Clupeiformes, Clupeidae. The record is from RefSeq and is a predicted model, not a curated record. Gene Ontology annotation, molecular function: mRNA binding.